CGAUUGAACCCGAACACGAGCCAAUAUGGCAGCUGUGACGCCAUGUCGAGAAGUCUGAAAAUGACACAGUGAAUAUUCAGGACAUUUCCUGAUGUUGGCCCGGCAAAGGCCGCGUUUGACUUCUCUAAGAACUUUGUUAAUAGGUUUUUGUAUUUAUAUUGACUGUGAGAAGGCUUCAAAGAGCAUUUGGAGCUUUCGUUUCAAUGUGAAUGGAGUAAUAUGAAUCUGGACUCACUUUCAUUUGCGUUGGCAGAAAUCAGUUAUUCAGUUGCCAAUCUAACAAAGAAAAAUUUCAAAGCAAACGUUUCUGAGAUAUCACAUCUUGUCGCCCAGCACGGAGCGGAGGCUGAUAGGCAUCUGUUCCGGUGCCUCUUCUCUCACGUUGAUUUCAGUGGUGAUGGUAAAAGUAGCGGCAAGGACUUUCACCAGUUUCCUUUCCAGACUCAGUUUCUGAUUCAAGAGUGUGGGUCACUUUUUAGUAAAUCCAACUUUGUGUCAACAUUGUGCUACGCCAUCGACAAUCCUCUACACCACCAAAAGAGUUUAAAACCCACUUCGCAGCUGUUUCCCCAGCUGAGUAAGGUGUUGAGGCUCUCGCGUGUACAGGAGGUUGUAUUUGGCUUGGCUCUUCUAAACUCUGUGAGCCCUGAUUCCCGCACCUACGCCACACAGUACAUCAAGCAAAAGCUUCCUGACUUACUCCGGUCAUACGUGGAUGCAGACGUCACUAGUCGACAGGAGGGUGGGCUUCAGGACGUCUGCAUUGAAGUACUCCACCUGCUACUGACACACUUAGAGCGGGGAAAAGAUCACUUUGGUAUUGGCAACGAACAGAAGGAGGCGUUCCUGAAAACACUCAGAAGAGAUUUUCCCCGCGAACGAGCACCGGCAGUUCUUGCUCCCUUACUGUUCCCCAGCACAGAAGACAUACCCAUAGAGAAACUUGCAGAUACACACAGCAUGCCCAAGUCAAUGAUGGAUGCCUCUCUGGCAGACAUGAUACUAGAAGCUGGAUACAGCUGUACCUCCACUGUUGAAGAAUGCCGGAACCAUCUGAUGCAGUUUGGUUUCCGAGAGUUGACGCCUACCUCGGUUGCCCGUGUCCUGGGGAUGAUGGCCCACACACCCACAGGCCUUGGAGAGUCACAGCCAGCACCGACCUCAGUGGCUGUUGGCAGUGGAUGGUCAGACAAAGACAGAAUAGACACACCAGGAGUAACAACAUGGAAUGUAGAAAUCUUUGUGCAGGUUGUGAAGGAUCUUGCACCACUCCUGAACUGGAAGGAGGUGGUUAGUCAGCUGGAUCACAAAGGUUUCUAUGUGAACAACAAGAAAGGCCUGAAGCUGCUGAUGGAAGGCUUGUUCCGAGGCCUACAAGACAUCUUCCCAGUGGAAUACAUCUUCAAGCCAUGGAGUAAUACAGAGGGACAGCUAUCAUAUAUCAUACAGUCAUUGCGAAACCCGGAUGUCUUUAGUUUUGCUGACUACCCAGGUGAUACAGUGGUCAUUGACAUCCUCAAAUCUACACCCAAUGAUGAAGACAGAGAGGUUGCUACUUGGAAAUCCUUGAACCUGGUUGAGUCAUUACUGCGUCUGGCAGAGGCGGGACACUACCAGGCAGUGUGGGAUCUGUUCAAGUACCCUUCCCAGAAGUGUCCUGAUAUGCUAGUCCUUGCCCUUCUGCAAACAACACCCACAUGGAACACUAUCAAACAAGAACUGAUUGCAACACUUAUGCCAAUAUUCUUGGGCAGCCAUGCAAAUUCAGCUGUGGUCCUCCAUUAUGCUUGGCAUCAUCAGGGACACUCCAGUACAAUCAGGACGUUGAUAAUGCACUCCAUGGCAGAAUGGUACAUGAGGGGAGAGCCUCAUGAUCAGACUCGAUUGUCACGUAUUUUGGAUGUUGCUCAAGAUCUAAAGGCUCUCUCCAUGCUUCUCAAUGCUACACCUUUUGCAUUUGUGAUUGACCUUGCAUGCCUCGCCUCCAGACGAGAGUAUCUCAAACUGGACAAGUGGUUGACAGACAAGAUCGGAGAACACAAGAUGGUUUCAUUCCAGGAACCUUUCAUCCAAGCCUGCGUCACGUUCCUCAAGAGACGAUGUCCUCAGCUGGUUGGAGCUCCGGUGAAGGAAGAACUGCCACAGAUGAAGAGCCAACAGUUGCCGCCAGACACUAUUGCAACUAUGCUUACUUGCCUCAAGACUUGGGCGAACCAAGUGUCCCAAGAGUUAUCGGAAUCCAUCGCAACGAUGUUCACCAAUGCUAGUUUGAUUCUCAACCGCAACAGACAAGCCCCACCCGGUGUAGUUGGGCCGAAGCAGCCACAGCAACAGCCGCCAACAAACUUCCCUCCUUCAGGCAUGGUUAAUCCUAUGGAUCCCCUUGCUAACAUUGGCAAUGUUCUGGCACCACCCACACAGUCAGCAGUAGGCUCUGGGGCCUCCUCGGCCUUCCCUACAAGUGGGAUCACAUCAGCCUUCCCAACUACUGGUGCAUCGUCAGCUUUUCCAUCCAGCGGAUCCACAGCAUUCCCAUCUACAGGACUAUCAGCUGGCUUUCCCACAAGUGUUGGCUCAUCUGUCUUUCCUACUAGUGUUGGUUCAUCUGCUUUCCCUACGAGUGUUGGCUCCUCGGCUUUCCCCACAAGCGUUGGUUCCUCAGCUUUCCCCACAAGUGUUGGGUCAUCUGCCUUCCCUACAAGUGUUGGGUCAUCUGCCUUCCCGACAAGCGUUGGCUCUUCAGCCUUCCCAACAAGUGGUGGCUCCUCAGCUUUCCCUACCAGUGUUGGAUCGUCUGCCUUCCCAAGUAGUGUUGGGUCAUCAGCCUUUCCCACAAGUGUUGGAUCAUCUGUUUUCCCAUCAAGUGGAUCAACACCAUUUCCAUCAAGUGGGUCCACACCUUUCCCCUCUAGCGGAUCCACACCUUUCCCCUCUAGUGGGUCAACACCUUUCCCCUCUAGUGGAUCAACACCUUUCCCCUCUAGUGGAUCAACACCUUUCCCCUCUAGUGGAUCAACACCUUUCCCCUCUAGUGGAUCAACACCUUUCCCCUCCAGUGGAUCAACGCCAUUUCCAUCAAGUGGGUCAACACCUUUCCCCUCCAGUGGAUCAACGCCAUUUCCAUCAAGUGGGUCAACACCAUUUCCAUCAAGUGGGUCAACUCCAUUUCCGUCGGGAUCGACGCCGUUUCCGUCGGGGUCCACACCAUUUCCUGCAGGUGGAUCUUCAGGCUUUCCUCAGUCACUGGCUGGAUCUGUUGCACCAGGCUCUCCUUCCAAAGGCUUCUCUGGAAUCUCACAACAGAAUAACACAGCAUUCAACCCCAUUCAGUCAUUGUCGUCCCAGUUUCAAAAUCUAGGUUUCCAGACCCCAAUAUCGACAGCCAUGGGUCCCCCGAGGAACCCAGUGAACUCCCUUGCCAAUCUGAGUGCCCAGGUGGCUGUGAAACAAGGGGCAUCCUCCGCCGACAGGAUCAGCACAAGGCCCACUGGAACGGGCCCCCCAGGGGACAUGUCCACCAUCUUCCCUGAGAUGACCCAGCAGUUCAGCAAGGAAGUGGAGGACAAGGCCAACUCAUACUUCCAGCAGAUCUACAACCAGCCUCCGCACCCCACAAUGUCCAUAGAUGAAGUGCUGGAGAUGCUGAAGAGAUUCAAGGACUCACAGAACAAGAUUGAAAGGGAUGUGUUUGCGUGCAUGUUGCGGAACCUGUUUGAGGAGUACCGCUUCUUCCCCCAGUACCCAGAGAGGGAGCUUCACACCACAGCAGUACUCUUUGGGGGCAUUAUUGAACAGGGUAUUGUCACAUACUGGACCCUUGGUAUUGCACUGAGGUAUAUUCUGGAGGCACUGAGAAAACCAUAUGGGAGCAAGAUGUAUUAUUUUGGAAUUGCUGCUCUAGACCGAUUCAAAACAAGACUAAAGGACUACCCCCAGUACUGUCAGCACCUGGCAGCAAUACAGCACUUCCAGCAGUUUCCCCAGCAUCUCAUUGAGUUUGUUGACUUUGGUGCCCGGUCCCUGGAACCUCCUCCAAUGGCACAAACUUCAGGCACCCUCACCCCAACAAUGGGAGGAACGCCUGUCCCAGUACAGCCAGCCAAUAACCCUGUUGCCAGGACCACAGAAGGAGCUGUGUCUGGGGGAGGGGCUGCUACCGCUGUGGUGACAAGCGCGGGGGCGGGGUCUGGAACAACUACGGUCAACACCACCAGUACCAGACCGACACCAGGACCUGCGUUUUCCAAGCCCUCCAUCGCUACUGCCACCAACAUUGAUACCCUGCUGGCGGGACAGGGGAAGGAGGAGAUAGCUGUGCCGCCCGAGUCACUUCAAGACAAGGUCUUCUUCAUCUUUAACAAUCUGUCCCUGGCAAAUAUGCAACCAAAGGGCGAGGAGCUGAAAGAGCAAGUGGGAGAGGAGUAUAUGCCAUGGUGUUCCCAGUACCUGGUCAUGAAAAGAGCCAGCAUUGAACCCAACUUCCACACACUCUACUCCAGCUUCAUCGACGUCCUGCAGAUACCCAACAUGACACAGACUGUCAUCAAGGAAACUUUCAGGAACAUCAAGGUUCUGUUAAGGAGCGACAAGGGUGUUGCUAACUUUUCAGACCGAACGUUGCUGAAAAAUCUGGGUCACUGGUUGGGAAUGCUCACACUAGGAAAGAACAAACCCAUCUUACAGAUUGAUAUUGAUGUGAAAGCCCUGUUGUAUGAAGCUUACCAGAAGGGUGCGCAGGAGUUACUCUACGUUGUCCCCUUCAGUGCUAAAGUGCUAGAGUCGUGCUCCAAGAGCAAGGUGUUCCGCCCACCCAAUCCCUGGACCAUGGCCAUCAUGAACGUGCUAGCUGAGCUCCACAUGGAGCCAGACCUCAAACUCAACCUCAAGUUUGAAAUAGAAGUGCUAUGUAAAACACUGGGACUUGAUAUCAAUGAACUGAAGCCCACCAAUUAUUUAAAAGAUCCAAUGCGACUCCCAACAAUCGAGUGCCAGCUAUCUGCACCCAAGCCCCAGAUCGGUACGCCACUCCCACCGGCGGAAGAGUCUGUCGUGCCUAGCCUCACAUCUAUGUCUAUCCCUCCACCCAUUGUGACAUCUGUAACAACCAUGUCUACACCUACGUCCACUGCACCAGUAUCGACACCAAACCUGCCGCCACAACCAACAUACAGUUUCCAUGAUGUCAAUGCGUCAUCAUUUACAGGCCUGGCUCAGCACAUCAUUAUCAAUGAUCAGAUUGCUCUGUUGCACCAGAACCCGCAGCUGAAGCAGUAUGUGAGGCCCGCCAUCGAGAGGUCUGUGCAGGAGCUACUGCCACCCGUGGUGGAGAGAUCCAUCAAGAUAGCGCUAACCACAUGUGAACAGAUUGUCAGGAAGGACUUUGCCCUGGACCCCGAGGAGAUGCGGAUGAGGUCGGCGGCACACUACAUGGUGCGCAACAUCACUGCCGGACUGGCCCUCAUCACAUGCAGGGAGCCCCUCUUCAUCAGUAUUAACAACAACCUCAAGAAUGCUUUCAUGGCCACACUCAGAGGUGCCACCCAAGCUCAGAAGACCCUGAUUGAAGAAGCCGCCACCCUUGUGGCCCAGGACAAUGCUGAACUGGCCUGUGCCUUCAUACAGAAGACUGCAGUGGAGAGGGCCAUCCCAGAGAUGGAUAAGAGACUCGCUACUGAGUUUGAUUUGAGGAAACAUGCCAGAUCCGAGGGAAGAAGGUACUGUGAUCCUAUAGUUCUGCCCUACCAAGCUGAGAGAAUGCCGGAUCAGAUUCGACUCAAGGUGGGAGGAGUGACGCCCCAGCAGAUUGCCGUCUAUGACGAGUUUGCCAGGAACAUCCCUGGCUUCCUGCCCCUCACUGAUGCCACAUUCCCCCCCGGAAUCUCAAAACCUACACCAUCUUAUGCACCUGAUGAGAUCACUAUGAUCUAUGAGAAGAUUGCCCGGGACAUUGAGCAGCAUCUGCAGCAGAUGAUGGGUAUCCCAGCUGGCAGCCCCAUGGGGUCCCAGCUUCACAGUCUGCUGGAGGCUGUCCUCCUUGCCAGGAACUCCAGAGAGAUUGUUACAGCUAUAGCUUUACUUCAGAAGGCCGUGGAGGGUUUGCUGGACCAGUACUCCAUGAACUCCUUGACCAAUACCGACCAGGAGAUGCUGCUCCGAUUCAGGGAGUGCCAUCUUGUGGUGCUGAAAGGACUACAGGAUGCCCGGGCGUAUGGGCCACAGUGGGUCAACAAGGAGGUCACAAGAUGCUUGAUCCAGUGCCGUGACGAGUUCAAGUACAACAUAGAUGCAGUGGACUGCCUCAUCCGCAGCGGCCUGGUCAACCUGCAGCAGUACGACGUGUACCUGUCCCAGCUGAUGGAGAACGGACUCAACCACGUGGCCGUCUCCUUCUCCAUGCAGCUGGUCCAGCGCUUCUGUAUCGAUGACAAGCACAACAGCUCCGUCAGUGAGGCUGAUUUCUACAAUACAAUAGAAGCUCUUGGUGCCAUUGCGUCCCGAUCAAGACAACACCCAGAAGGCCUCUCAACACUGAUUGAGAUUAUCCGUCAGAACAGUGAUGGAGGACUCCUCGAUCGAACACCAGGUGGCCCCACAUCCAUGAUGCAGUCAGGAAUCUCCCAAGCGCGAGAGUUUGACGACCCCCCAGGCCUGAACGAGAAAACAGAGUAUUUGCUGAGGGAGUGGGUCAACAUGUACCACUCCCCUGCAGCUGGGCGGGACAGCACAAAGGCCUUUUCUGCUUUUGUUCAGCAGGUGAUGCACCAGCAAGGCAUCCUGAAGACAGAUGAUCUGAUCACCCGCUUCUUCCGCCUGUGUACCGAGAUGUGUGUUGACCUGUGUUACCGGGCUCUCAGCGAGCAGACCCACACAAGCCCUACACUCAUCAGAGCCAAGUGUUUCCACACACUGGAUGCGUUUGUCCGACUCAUUGCGCUGCUGGUGAAACACUCGGGGGAUACGACCAACACGGUCACCAAGAUCAACCUACUCAACAAGGUACUGGGAAUAGUAGCUGGUGUGCUGCUUCAGGACCAUGAAGUCCGGUACACGGAGUUCCAGCAGCUGCCUUAUCACCGCAUCUUUAUCAUGCUCUUCAUUGAGUUGAAUGCACCAGAACCCAUCCUAGAGAGCAUCAACUUUCAAGUGUUGGCAGCAUUUUGCCAUGUGUUCCACAUCUUGAGGCCUGGGAAAGCCCCUGGAUUUGCGUAUGCCUGGUUAGAGCUGGUCUCUCACCGUGUCUUCAUCGGUCGGCUUCUGGCCCUCACACCUCAACAGAGGGGCUGGGGAAUGUAUGCUCAACUGUUGAUUGACCUGUUCCGCUUCCUCUCUCCCUUCUUGAGGAAUGCUGAACUGACAAAGCCGACACAGCUGUUGUACAGGGGAACAUUACGAGUCCUGUUGGUCCUGCUGCAUGAUUUCCCAGAAUUCCUCUGUGAUUAUCACUAUGCAUUCUGUGACGUCAUCCCACCCAACUGCAUUCAGAUGCGCAACCUCAUUCUUAGUGCUUUCCCCCGCAACAUGCGGCUGCCAGACCCCUUCACCCCCAACCUGAAGGUGGACACCCUGCCUGACAUCACACAUCCCCCUCGCAUCCUCACCAACUUCGUCAACAUGAUUCAGCCAGCUUCAUUCAAAAAGGACUUGGACUCUUAUUUGAAGACAAGGACUCCCAUAUCCUUCUUGUCUGAACUGAGGAGCAGUCUACAGUCCAAUGAGCCAGGCUGCCACUACAACAUCCCCCUGAUCAAUGCACUGGUCCUGUAUGUGGGCACGCAGGCCAUCCAGUUCAUACACACCAAGGGACAGACACCGGCUAUAAGCACCAUAGCUCCUUCAUCACACAUGGACAUCUUUCAGAAUCUCGCCGUCAACCUUGAUACAGAAGGUCGGUACCUGUUCCUGACAGCGAUAGCCAACCAGCUGCGCUAUCCCAACAGUCAUACUCACUACUUCAGCUGCACGCUGCUCUACCUGUUUGUGCAGGCCAACAAUGAGCAGAUCCAGGAACAAAUCACAAGAGUGCUACUUGAACGUCUGAUUGUCAACCGGCCUCACCCAUGGGGUCUUCUCAUCACAUUCAUUGAGCUCAUCAAAAACUCCACAUUCAAGUUCUGGAGUCAUGAGUUUGUCCACUGUGCACCGGAGAUUGACAAUCUUUCUUGCAGGCUUUUCGAGUCUGUGGCUCGAUCCUGUAUGCAGCCAAAACAGACCGGCAACUCACGGGAACCGGAGACAGCUGAGGUUCACUAGCCAGAAACUUGUUUUCAAAUAUUGGUGCAAACAUUUGGAGCUUGGUCAACUUGUGUGAGACACAUGGCGUCACAGUUAGCCAGCAUUCUGGAGUGUUCAUUUAGUCUGCAGCCGUAUCAACCCUCUCACCAGUGAUGCUACUUCCCUCUUCAUCCUCACCACCAAACUGACCGGUCCAGGACCCUGCUCAGACUGUGUGGAUGGUGUGUGUCCUUCACCUUGGGAUUCUUUGUGUGGCUGGGACUAGUGACACAAGUGAUUGUGCAUUAACACUACAAAUAAGGCUCUUCGCCUACUUGCAAAUAUUUUCUUGUGUGUACAUUUUGAUGGAAUUAUGAAAAGAAUCAAAGAUGUAAGAAAGUGUCCAUUUGCUAUUUUUUCUUCCCUUGGGUUCAUCCACUGUAUAGUCAUGUGUACAAUUUGUUCAUCAUGCAUAGGGGGCGCUGGACCCGGACUGGCUCAGCUACGGAACUCCUCACUAUAGAGGUGAAAUUGUUAAUUUAAUAAUUCUGUCGACAGAUGGCGACAAUAAAUGUUACUGAUGUUUUAAAGACAGAAUCACUGGACAAUGGAGUAUGAUUUGAAGUGUUGAUUUGUUGUUAUCGUAGAAAUAAAAUAUAUUGCUUGCAGUAA
Haliotis rufescens (red abalone) is the source of this 8883-nucleotide messenger RNA. RefSeq names its product CCR4-NOT transcription complex subunit 1-like. The record is from RefSeq and is a predicted model, not a curated record. Gene Ontology annotation, biological process: nuclear-transcribed mRNA catabolic process, deadenylation-dependent decay. NCBI's taxonomy places the organism in Eukaryota, Metazoa, Mollusca, Gastropoda, Lepetellida, Haliotidae. Gene Ontology annotation, cellular component: P-body; CCR4-NOT core complex. The transcript has 50 exons. Gene Ontology annotation, molecular function: molecular adaptor activity. Bases 220 to 8250 code for a protein of 2676 amino acids.